This is a messenger RNA of Pieris brassicae (large cabbage white), 1708 nucleotides long. RefSeq names its product transcription factor SOX-14-like. Gene Ontology annotation, biological process: cell differentiation; regulation of DNA-templated transcription; anatomical structure morphogenesis. The record is from RefSeq and is a predicted model, not a curated record. The transcript has 3 exons. NCBI's taxonomy places the organism in Eukaryota, Metazoa, Arthropoda, Insecta, Lepidoptera, Pieridae. The coding region runs from base 84 to 758 and encodes 224 amino acids. Gene Ontology annotation, molecular function: RNA polymerase II cis-regulatory region sequence-specific DNA binding; DNA-binding transcription factor activity, RNA polymerase II-specific.
CGCGGGAACCGAAACAUCUAAUUCGAAAUUCAAAUAUCGUGCCUAAUAUGGACUUUGUGUGUUGAAUUUAAAUAAAAAUUAAAAUGAAUAUGUCGCUGGGAAAACAACCUACGGACCACAUUAAAAGGCCCAUGAACGCCUUUAUGGUCUGGUCCAGGGGUCAGAGGCGGAAAAUGGCUCAAGAUAACCCUAAAAUGCAUAAUUCUGAAAUUUCUAAGCGACUGGGUGCUGAGUGGAAGUUGCUUUCUGAAAUGGAAAAACGGCCUUUUAUUGACGAAGCGAAACGAUUGAGAGCCCUUCAUAUGAAAGAACACCCAGACUACAAAUACAGACCUCGCCGGAAACCAAAGGCUCUUGUGAAGAAAGAUCCCAAAUUCGGUUUCAAUAUCUCCGGUCUAAUGGCGCCAGUCCCUCGUCUGGUCACACCGCUCCCACAGCCAGUACCACAACUGCCCGUUCCACAUCACUUUGACAAGCCAGACCUUGGAAGACUGUUUCCACCACUGCCUUAUCCGUUUUAUCCCUUUGCGAAGUUACCGGAUGACGGGAAAUUGGCUGCAGAACUCGCACACUUACAGUCCAAUUAUUUCCAGGCCCUUUACGGCGGUGCGUUAUACAGCAGUGCACUAUACAAUAGUGCAUUAUCGCCUUGCGGAUGUCCGCCACGAAGGACGCCGUCACCACCACCUGAUGUGAAGCGUCCGGUAGCUUACAUCCUCAUGAAAAGUGAUGAGGAACCUCCUCAGCAUGUUAUAUGAAGGCCGGUUGCCCUCCCAGCGCGACCUUACCCGCACUGGGAGAGGCCGUCCACUUCGACAGAGAGAGACAGCAGCACUCCGGACAGUGUUUAAAGUGUCUCUUUCGCUCUUGAACAGUUUUCGUUUUAGUGAUGAACCAGUGUGGCCGGUGUAGUCUUUAAUAAAUAAAUGUAUAAAUCUGGUCUGUAAGCUUUUAUUCUGUAAAAAAUCAUACGUAAUAAGUUUGUCUUUUACACUUUAAAAUUAUUGCUGUAGAUAGUUAUUUAGACGCUUUAUGAACUGAAGCAAGAAAAUUAAAACAAUGUAAAAUAUAAGAAAGAAAUUUAUUUUUCAUGUUAGAAAAUUCAAGAAUGCUACCCCAUAUAGAACAUUUACGCACACGUUAGUAUGGAAAGCCCUCCUCACACACGAAUAAUAUGAUAAACAUAUUAUAUAAUAUUUGUUAUUUACGCUAAAAUUGUCUUAGAGAAACUCUCGAUUUAAGAAAGACUGAUAAAUUUAUUUCUACGCAUUGCAAACAACCUCUGUUAUGCAAAAAUUUAUUUUAUUUGCGUAAUUUAAAUAUUACUAUAACGCGUAAACUUCGUACUUAUUAAGAUAUAAUGUAACCUUACUCUGAGUCAUUCAUUAAUAAUAAACGGUCACUUAAGGUACACAUUUAAUCAAUCGUUUAUAAUACAUAUUAAUUCAUAUCAUGAGAUAUUUUAAUGUACGACUCGGAGUAAAGAAAACAAUUUAUACUACGUUGGCUAAAAGUUAUUAUAAACCGAAAAUUUAUAUAUAGUCUUCCUUACUUAGAAUUGAUUGUAAAUAGUAAUUAAUAUGUAGAGUUGAUGCAAUAUUAUCGAGAUGUAGACUAACCUUUUAGAACUGUCUUAUUUAAUUAUUUUAACUUUUCUGUUGAUUCGUUAAAAAAGUUAAAAAAGAUCAAUUGUUAGGUUUAGUUUAGU